This is a messenger RNA of Saccostrea cuccullata (small rock oyster), 2936 nucleotides long. Its product is annotated as high affinity cationic amino acid transporter 1-like. The transcript is spliced from 8 exons. Bases 433 to 2331 code for a protein of 632 amino acids. NCBI's taxonomy places the organism in Eukaryota, Metazoa, Mollusca, Bivalvia, Ostreida, Ostreidae. Gene Ontology annotation, molecular function: amino acid transmembrane transporter activity. Gene Ontology annotation, biological process: amino acid transport; transmembrane transport. The record is from RefSeq and is a predicted model, not a curated record. Gene Ontology annotation, cellular component: plasma membrane.
UGCCUAUAAAAUGAUACAAAACAGUGAGCGCAUGCAUGUUUCAUGAAUGUUGAUUACGGUUCUCGGAAGCGAAACAUCGGCUUCCCAUGACUCUCCGCCUAAUAAAGUCCACAAAGAGGAACUUUUAUUCGUAUUCAGCAAGAGUUAAAACAUUUCCCAUCGGAGACCUUGUGUCGAUAUCACACACCGAGAGAAUUGGCUUUUUUAAGACUACCAGACACGUUGAGAGAGCAUUGGACUUGGGACCCUCGUCGUUCGUAGACUGAGAUCUUUCAAAAUCUCUGUGUUGAUCUGAUUUACUGCACUCAAAAUGUAUUGAAGUAUAUUAAGUUAUAUUGAUUGUGCAUUCAGAGGCUGGUUUGUUCACUUUGCAUCACAGGACAAACAACACUUCAAAUAUCAGGAUGGAACUUAGCAAGUAAUAAAUGUAUCAUGACCUUCUAUUCAAAGAUACUUGCAUCCAUCUCGAGAAAGAAAACCAUUGACAACAAGCGUCUACUUGAAACUGAUUUGAAAAGACAGCUCAAUGUCCCAGAUGUUCUUGGCAUUGGACUUGGAGGCUCUAUCGGUCUAGCAGUAUAUGUGCUGAUUACUUAUGUUGCACGAUCGGUUGCUGGACCUGCUGUAGUUCUCUCUGUUCUUCUCGCAUCCGCCACCGCCACACUCUCCGGAUUAUGUUUCACAGAAUUCUCUCUACGUCUACCCCGUACUGGAUCAGCGUACGUUUAUACUUACGCUACAAUUGGUGAACUAUGUGGGUUUGUGGUAGGAUGGAGUCUUAUCUUGGAACACAGCAUUGGUGUGGCGAUAUCCGCCAAGGCAUGGAGUCAAUAUCUCGGCCAUCUAACAAACAAUUCCCUUCCAAGAUUGAUGAACUCGUCAUUUCAUUGGUCAGAUGGGCAUUACAUUGACCCAUCACCCGACCUCAUUGCUGUUCUGUUACUGAUUGUCUGCACGACUCUAAUGCUCAUUAGUACCAAGUUAUCCACAGUCGUUAACUGCGUGUUAUGCAUUUUUGGCGGCGUGGUGGUAUUCUCCAUUAUCUGUGUGGGAUUCUUCCACGUACAACACGACAACUGGACGGGUGGGGAGGGAUUCUUUAGAUUUGGAAUACAAGGAAUUUUAUCAGGAGCAUCUAUUCUCAUCUUCCCAUUUCUGACUGUGGAUACGAUAGCCAACACAGCCGAGGAACAAAGAAACCCUCUACGAAAUUUUCCAGCCUUAUUUGCAAUUGUCAUCACACUUACGAUGAUUUCAAUGAUAGCUGUGAGCUCAGCUCUGACUCUCAUGUCUCCUUCCAAUACAUUCGUAGAUAACGCAGGAAUAGCAGUGAUUUUUGAAAAUCGUCACAUACAAGGUGCGCGUUAUGUAUUCAGCGUUGGAGCUCUCCUUUUCCUAUUAGCAUCAACCAUUUCCCUUCUCUCGGCUGUUCCCAGAAUAAUGUAUUCCUUAUCAAGAGAUGGAUUAUUUCCUGAAUGCCUUGGGGAUUUAACUUUAAAAGGAAAACUUCCAGUGAAAUCAUUGCUAUUGUCGUUCUUAAUAUCAUUCGUUCUUAUAUUAUGCUGUAAAUUAAGUCUUCUUUUGUCCAUUUUUGGAGCCAGCACACUGAUAACCUUUUUUGUGGUCUCUCUUUGUGUUUUACUUUUACGAUACCAACAAGUCAAUAUUGGAAUGAUUCAGGAAUACGAAGAUCCAAAUGAAGAAGAAUGUAUGACAGAGUUUUCGCAUCCUUCUUAUGUCAAUAGACAAUUUCAGGCAGAUAAGGAGGAUUUGCUAUUUUUUAAACACUCUCAAAGAAUAGAGGAACUAAGAGGAAGCACUUACAAGAAAAUGAACAGUAUAGUAAGUUUGACUACUGCGGGCAGUGAGAGCACAUUAUUUCCGCUGCACGUGAGUGACGUCAUAGAACCUUCCUCUACAUCGUGGUUAAUUUCAGUGCUGUGUAUUGUGAUAUACUUUAUUUCCUCUCUCGUAGUCUCUCUGAUUGUGACGUUUGGUUGGGAAUAUAUCUGCAUGGGUUCAUGGUGGUCCAUUUUCUUGUUGGUUGUUAUUCUCGGAACAAUGACAGUAUCAGCCUUUAUUUUACGCAAACAACCGCAGAACCGAAGUAAAUUGUUAUACAAAACUCCAGGGAUACCCCUGUCUCCCCUGUUGUCAUUGACUCUCAAUAUUUUUCUUCUGACGUCACUUCCUUCAAAUGCCUUAAUUAGUUUUUCUCUCUGGCUUUUUGUUGGGGUUGUAAUCUACUUUUGUUUUGGAGUUCAUAAAAGCAAGGAACGAACAUCUGAUGAGCAAGAAGUGAUACUAUAUGAAGUUCGUGACAGUGGCUAAGCAUGUUUUUUUCAGUAAAAAACAGCUCAUUAAAUGCUUUCUGCUGAUUCAAAACCAAAUACAAUAAAAUGGAUGACAGAACAUUUUGUGUUUUUCUAGUAUAUGAGAAAUAUACUUGAAAGUCAGAUAUGUAGAUGUGUAUGUAUUUACCAGUGAUUUUCAUGAAUUAAUAACUAAAAUUGAAGGACAUCCAAGUGUCGUUAUUGUUUAGUUAUUAGUUAUUGCUAUUGUUAUUAUUACUGUGAUAUUAUUUUUUGUAAUAAAAAAAAUUAGUCUUUUUGUUACAAAAAGCAAAAUUGAUUCUCGUAUGAUGUAAACUUUAAACUAUUGAUUGCCAGUAGAGGUAUAGUAUUGUAUCAUUGUGUUACGGUUAAUAUCAUUGUCAUAAGUAUAUGAUGUAAUAAUCGUGUUCUAUAUUUUUAAUUUGGUUAGAUUAAGUACAUUAUUCAGAUUGUACUUUGAUUUACUAUUGAAAAUUUUGAGAAAACUAAAGGGAGUGAAAGAAAUGAUUUCUUUGACUAAGCAAUUGUAAAUCAUCAACAAUCAAUAUAUUUGAAUCAAAAUAUAUAAUGUGUACUGGAAAUAAAGAAAGUAUAAAUCUUGGA